This is a messenger RNA of Penicillium brasilianum, 628 nucleotides long. NCBI's taxonomy places the organism in Eukaryota, Fungi, Ascomycota, Eurotiomycetes, Eurotiales, Aspergillaceae. The record is from the annotation of a GenBank genome assembly.
CCGGAACAUUUCCCCACAAGAAAGUACCAGGACCUGCGGCAAGCGUCACCAAGGGUCUAGACACCCAUGACGUAGUGGAUUGAGGGGUGAACUUUGCCAUAAGUCGAGGAUAAAUAGCCCAUGAAUCGCCCUCCAACAGCCUUUUUUUCUCCAUCAACAAUCCAAUAACCAAUCAACCAUCCUACCAAACAACCUUUCUACACAUUUCCAAACUCUACCUUCGCAAUGGAGACCAUCAAGAACGCCGCCAACUACGUCUCUGAGACUGUCCAGGGUGCUGGUGCCCAGGCUUCCAAGACCGCCAACAAGGAGGUCGCCAAGGACUCCGAUGCCAGCAUCGGCACCCGUGCCAACGCUGCCGUUGACGCCCUCGGUGACAAGAAGGACGAGCACGUCCACAACACCAAGGCCGAUGUCCACAAGGAGGCUGCUAAGCACUAAAUUGAUUAUGAAUGAAAUGGCGUAUAAUGAAGACUGUGGACUGCCGCGGUAUCUCUAGGGCGGGUUCUUACCUAGAGCCGCAUAUACCUCAUGUCGCUUUCCUUACGAAUACCCCAUCAGAUAUAUUUGGCUCUCGCCCGUUAUAUAUAUAUAUUAAAUGAAUACAUUUAACUUCAAAGCUUUCAAU